AACCCUAUUAGAAUUCUUAAAUUCGCCCUAGAAAUUUCUUCAGAUGCUUCAUUAACUGACUGGGGAGCUCACUGUCAAGGAUCUAGUAGCCAAGGUUUCUGGAAUCGACAUGAGAAACAUUAUAGUAUCAAUUACCUUGAAUUACUAGCGGCUUUCUUUGCACUUAAAUGUUUUGCUCCUUCAUUGUAUAACUGCGAAAUUCUGCUAAGAAUGGAUAAUACAUCUGCAAUAUCUUACAUAAAUAGAACAGGAGGUGUUCAAUUUCCUCACCUUAGUGAGUUAGCCAAAAAGAUCUGGCAGUGGUGCAAAAGCCGAAAAAUUUGGAUCUUUGCAUCGUAUAUUCCCUCAAAACAAAACGUGGAGGCGGAUGCGGCUUCUAGAGUAACUAAUAUAGAUACUGAGUGGGAAUUAGCUCCUGAAGCUUUUAAAAAAUUAAAUAAAGAAUGGGGUCCAUUUACAAUAGACCUAUUUGCUUCUAGAUCGAACAGAAAAUGUAAGCGUUUUUACUCUAGAUAUCCGCAACCGGAUGCAGAGGUGGUAGAUGCUUUUACAGUUACAUGGAAAAACGAAAAACUCUAUGCGUUUCCACCUUUCGCUCUCAUCGCGAGAACACUACAAAAAAUAGUUGCAGAUAAGGCUGAGGGCACAGUGGUCGUUCUUUUCUGGCCAGCUCAGCCUUGACGAUGGUCACACCCGCUGGCGUCAAAACUUUCAUUGGUGGUAGGGAACUUAUCCGGAUGGCGUUCCUGAAGAAAGGAAUCAAUGAAGACUCAGUGGAUAUUAUGAUUAACUCCAUAACAGUUUCGACACUCAAACAAUAUCAAGCUCAUCUAAAAUUAUGGUGGGACUUUGCAUCGGUAAACAGCAUUAAUAUGUUUCAAGCAGAUACGCCCGCGAUUAUAAGUUUUUUAACAAAAAGAUUCAAAGAAGGCGCUAGCUAUGGUACACUAAAUUCAACAAGAUCGGCUAUCUCUCUUAUCUCCUUACGUGAUAUCUCUAGUGAUGUUCUAAUAUCACGGUUUUUUAAAGGGAUUUUCAAACAAAAACCUACAAAACCCAAGUACUCUAGCAUCUGGGACACUGCACCGGUACUUAACUAUUUAGAAAAUAUUAAUCCUUUGAACCAAUUUAAGGCCAAAGAAGUAGCAGAAAAGACUGCGACACUUUUAGCAUUAGCUACCGCACAUAGACUUCAAACAUUAGCUUUAAUAAAGACAGAUAAUAUUUUGAUUUCAAGUACUGGUAUUACUAUUAAAAUACCAGACUUGAUAAAAACUUCAAAACUAAGUAAUUUUCAACCUGAAUUAAUUCUUCCGUUUUUUAGAGAGAAACCAAGUCUCUGUGCAGCCUCAGUUGUUAUAGAAUAUUUAGAUUACACUAAAGACCUAAGAUCGAAUAAUAAUAAGAGAUUAUUGAUUUCUACCGUGAAGCCGCAUGGUGACGCAACAGCGCAAACAAUUGCACAUUGAAUCAAGUCUCUACUCAAUAAGUCAGGCAUAAAUACAGAUCAGUUUUCCGCAUAUAGUACUAGACAUGCUGCAGUUUCAGCAGCCCACCGAAAAGGCGUCGAUAUAGAUACAAUUAGACGUACAGCAGGAUGGUCCGUCCAUGUCACAAACCUUUGCAAGGUUUUACAAUAAACCGAUCCAAUUAUCUGAUAAAAACUUUGCGCACUCCAUACUUAAGGAAUAAAAAAUUAUUUUGCUCAGGCGGUUUCUUCUUUAAAAAAAAAACAAAAAAAAAACAUGCUUUUGUGGCGGUCCAACGAAC
Formica exsecta is the source of this 1770-nucleotide messenger RNA. RefSeq lists its product as uncharacterized. The coding region runs from base 684 to 1469 and encodes 261 amino acids. The record is from RefSeq and is a predicted model, not a curated record. The transcript has 2 exons. NCBI's taxonomy places the organism in Eukaryota, Metazoa, Arthropoda, Insecta, Hymenoptera, Formicidae.